This is a messenger RNA of Eucalyptus grandis, 1571 nucleotides long. Its product is annotated as zinc finger CCCH domain-containing protein 46. The record is from RefSeq and is a predicted model, not a curated record. The transcript is spliced from 10 exons. Lineage: Eukaryota; Viridiplantae; Streptophyta; Magnoliopsida; Myrtales; Myrtaceae. The coding region runs from base 202 to 1311 and encodes 369 amino acids. Gene Ontology annotation, molecular function: metal ion binding.
UUUAGUGGAAGCACCCCCCUUGGCCUUUAUCACUAACACCGCUAGGCCUUGGCGGCAUAAAUCCGGGGUGGUGUCAAGGGAGGAGGUGCUUUCGCUUCGCUUGCUUCACGCUGGAAUGUGAGGUUGCUGGGGACAAGCCAGACCCCUGCAUAAUUUGAUUCCGGUGAAUAUCAGAACAUCGCCUGAUUGAUUGGGAAAACCAUGCCUCUAAGGAAAGAACUGUGCAGAAACUUUCAGCGCGGAAGCUGUCAGUACGGUGAAAGGUGUAAGUUUCUCCAUCCAACCCAGCAGCAGUCCCGGCCUAAUGCCUUUGGAUUUGGCAUGCAUGGUGGCUCAAACCAACAGCAAAAGCCUGGCAUGCAUGGUGGCUCAAACCAACAGCAAAAGCCCAAUCCUUUUGGAUUUGGCGUGCAUGAAGGCUCAAACCAACAGCAAAAGCCCAAUCCUUUUGGAUUUGGUGUUCAGGGUAGCUCUCAGCCAAGAGCAGCUGCUGCAUCGCAGCAUAACCAAUUUAAGCCUUUCGAAAACAAGUGGACUCGCUUCUCUCCUAUUUCUAAUGCUUCUGGCACUGCUUCCUAUCACUCUGAUAAUCAUAGUCAAUCGGGAAAUCACAAAUGCACAGAUCCAGAGUCCUGCAAACGAGUAAUUGCUGAAGAUUUUGAGCAUGAAAGACCAUCAUGGAAGCUUACAUGCUAUGGUCAUUGCAAAUAUGCUCCAUGUGAUAUUAGUGGCGACAUUAGCUAUGGAGAAUUGCGGGCUGCAGCAUAUGAUGAUGCUAAGCGUGGUUUGAGCUUGCAGUCAAUUGUUGAGAGGGAGAGGAAUGCACUUAACUUCAAAUUAAGUGAGUUCGAGAAUUUGCUACACAGCCCAUAUGUGGCUCCACCUUCCUCAACUGCAAGCCAAAGUGCACUCCUUGGUUUUGGGGCAAAUACAUUUUCAUUAUCAGCUCAAAAUACUGGCCAAUCUGUGGCCUCAAGUUUUGGUGCACCCCAUGCAUCACCUAGUGCUGGGGGAUCAAGUCCCUACGUGCCUUCAAACAAUGCAUUGGGGAGUCUAAAUUCUUCUUCAACUUUGCAGCAGACUGCAAAUGCAUUUGGACAAAGUUAUAUGUCCUCUGGAGUCUCACAACAAAUGCCGAAUUCAACAAACAACAAUUUUAACAUUGUUGUUGGACAAAAAGCUGUUGAUGAUCAACAAAAAAAUGAUGUGCAUAAGAGUGGGCGUGAAUCAAGAGAUGCCAGUGUUUGGCAGAAAGAGAAAUGGAGCCCUGGAGAGAUUCCUGAAGAGGCGCCUCCCGACAUAUUCAUUUAGAAGGCCAUAUUCAGAUGAUAGGCGUGACUGUCAAGUGUUUUAUUUUUAUUUUUAUUUUCUUUUAAGUACAUAGUCCGCAGAUAGAGUCCAACCAACCUUUUAUUGUCUUUUGCUUCAGCAUUUCAAGCGGCUUAGUAGGUUAAAAUGAUCAAAGAUCAGAUUUGCUUGUGGUGUUAGGAUGACGCAUCCAUGGGAUUCCGCAAUGUUUUGAGGGCUGUUCAUCCGUAAUGCUUAGUAUUAUAUUUGGUGGAAACCAUUGA